Daucus carota subsp. sativus is the source of this 1049-nucleotide messenger RNA. Its product is annotated as ras-related protein RABA1f. The record is from RefSeq and is a predicted model, not a curated record. Bases 228 to 881 code for a protein of 217 amino acids. The transcript has 2 exons. Gene Ontology annotation, biological process: vesicle-mediated transport. Gene Ontology annotation, cellular component: endosome. Gene Ontology annotation, molecular function: GTP binding; GTPase activity. NCBI's taxonomy places the organism in Eukaryota, Viridiplantae, Streptophyta, Magnoliopsida, Apiales, Apiaceae.
UACAUAUAAUAAUAAAUCCGUUUCUCUCUAUCCUCCUAAAUGUUGGGGGAAAUUAAUUAGCAAAUUUUAAUCUCCCAUUCAAGAAAAACUAAACAUAAUGAAACAAACAAAUACACACCUGAUUCAAUUUUUACAUCAAAAUUUUCACGUUUGAUCAUCAUCAUUCAAAUAUAUCGACAUUGUUAUAAUUAAUAUAUAGGCUCGAAAGAACAAGAGGGGUAUCGAAAAUGGCAUCAUUUAGAGGAGAUGAGGAUUAUGAUUAUUUGUUCAAGGUUGUUUUGAUCGGAGAUUCGGGUGUUGGGAAGUCGAAUCUUUUAUCGAGAUUUUCUCGAAACGAAUUCAGCCUUGAAUCGAAAUCGACUAUCGGUGUCGAAUUCGCAACACGUAGCAUUCAGGUCGAUGAUAAGGUUGUUAAGGCCCAGAUUUGGGACACUGCUGGCCAAGAAAGGUACCGCGCAAUCACAAGUGCCUACUACCGUGGUGCUGUUGGUGCUUUACUAGUUUAUGAUGUUACCCGCCAUAUCACAUUUGAAAAUGUGGAGAGGUGGUUAAAAGAGCUUCGGGAUCACACAGACACCAAUAUUGUAAUCAUGCUAGUAGGAAACAAGGCAGAUUUACGUCACCUACGUGCUGUUCCAAUGGAUGAUGCAAUGGCCUUUGCUGAACGUGAGAAUACGUUUUUCAUGGAAACAUCAGCUCUAGAGGCAUUGAAUGUAGAGUCUUCCUUCACCGAAGUGCUCACUCAAAUCUAUCAUGUUGUAAGUAGGAAGGCGCUUGACAUUGGAGACGACCCGGCUGUUUUGCCCAAGGGCCAAACUCUUAAUAUUGGAGGCAAAGAUGAUGUAUCGGCUAUGAAGAAAGGCGGAUGUUGCUCAAGCUGAAGUCCAGGGUAGUAAUAUUCAGUGUUUGAAGAAUGUAAUUUUGAUACUUGGUUGAUUUAAGGCUACUAGAGGAUUUCUUGUAAAAUCUAAUAUUUCACUCAUUUUCUUGCUGAUGACUGAUGUAACUUACAUUACAAAAAAUGCAGUUAUAUAUUUCUAUUUUGUUGU